Scleropages formosus (Asian bonytongue) is the source of this 1700-nucleotide messenger RNA. RefSeq names its product tetraspanin 18b (gene tspan18b). The coding region runs from base 301 to 1077 and encodes 258 amino acids. The transcript has 9 exons. NCBI's taxonomy places the organism in Eukaryota, Metazoa, Chordata, Actinopteri, Osteoglossiformes, Osteoglossidae. Gene Ontology annotation, cellular component: plasma membrane. The record is from RefSeq and is a predicted model, not a curated record.
CCCAUCUCGUACCCGUCUCACUCCGAGGAGGCGUGAGCGAGCGAGGGUCUGUUCUUCUCGGGCUUUGGAAUCUAUCUUCUGAGGGUUGACGCUGGUGUUUCCCGCUGGACAUUCACCCUCUCAGUCUCAUCCCCUUCAUCUUCACUCCCCGUUUCGAAGAAGAGGACCCGCUCCUUGCGGAUGCUGCGCAGCUCGAGCUAGUCGUAGGAUUUUAGCUAAUGAAAAAGGGUGAGGGGCAGAACACACGAAGAGUCCAUCAGCUUUGCCUCCAACAGAAGGAAGAGUCGUUUGCAGGUGUAUAUGGGGCACGGAGAGGCUUCCGCCAGAGGGACGGCCAUGGAGGGCGACUGUCUCAGCUGCAUCAAGUACCUCAUGUUCGUCUUCAACUUCUUCAUCUUUUUGGGAGGCUCCUUCCUCCUGGGGGUGGGCAUCUGGGUGCUGGUGGACCCCACCGGUUUCCGAGAGAUCGUGGCAGCCAACCCGCUCCUCUUCACGGGCGUCUACGUCAUCCUGGCUAUGGGCGGCAUGCUCUUCUUGUUGGGGUUCCUGGGCUGCUGCGGGGCCAUUCGCGAGAACAAGUGUCUGCUGCUCUUCUUCUUCCUGCUCAUACUCAUCAUUUUCCUGGCGGAGCUGGCUGCUGCCAUCCUGGCCUUCGUAUUCCGGGAGCACCUGACCAGGGAGUACUUCACGAAGGAGCUGAAGAGGCAUUACCAGGGGUACAACAACACAGACGUGUUCACGUCCACAUGGAACGCCAUCAUGACAACGUUUGACUGCUGUGGGGUCAACAGUCCCGAGGACUUUGAGGACAGUCGCUUCAGGUUCCUCAACCCCACCGAGUCGGUGCCCGAGGCCUGCUGCCUGAGGAAGGGUAACCUGGGAGAUCUGAUGUAUGACAACAGAGAAGAGUGCCUCACGGGAAGCAUGAUGUAUCGCAACAACAAGGGCUGCUACUCGGCUGUGGUGGACUACUUUGAGACGUACAUCUACUUGGCUGGAGCGCUGGCCAUCGUGGUGCUGACCAUUGAACUCUUUGCCAUGGUUUUUGCCAUGUGUUUGUUCAGAGGAAUCCAAUAGACUUGCCACACUGUGUAGGAGGACUUUACAAAAGGGAAAUUGCAGAAGAAGAAGAAAAACACUUGUAAAAAUGACAAAAAUGACGACCUUUUUGUUCUUCUUUUUAUACUGGCCAAUUGGGAGAACCAACGAUGUUGAGACAACUCGUACUUCUUAGCUGGACCUUUGAGGUACUAGGAGCACUGUAAAAAAUAAGAAACAAAAGAAAGCAAGAAAAAAAGAAAAAGGAAAAAAGUGUGAAGCUGACCCUGGGAGCUGGCUGAAGCUGCAUUUCCUGAGUAGGGAAAGAGGAAGGCACUGCACUGACUUUGGGAUGAAGAAUAUUUAUAGUGAGGGAAGUUGGUUUAGCUGUAUAGAAGUAUUUGUUCAAGUAUACCUUGGCUGUGACCCCAAUGCCCUCUACCUAUCAUGCACAUUCUGUCAUGGACACGCUUAAUUCUGUUCCACUGUAUGCCCCACCCGCUUCCCCCCACCCCACACACAGAGACACGGUCACCCAGUGCUUGGAAGUUGUUUCUUGUGCAUUUUUUUAAAAAAAAAAUUUGUAUUGUGAUGUUGAUUGCAAUAGUAAUUUUAUGUGAUUUUAGCUGAAAAGUACCUGUAUGCAUUUGUAUUUGAAUCUU